GUUUGAAGCUAUUGACGCUAGCAACGUUUACAAAGUUCCUGAAUGAGUGAUUUAGAAUCUUUUGAUGAAGAUAGCUUAAUUGAGAAUAAAAUUGAUCAUGAAACUAGAUAUGGAGAAAAAACACAGAACAAAAAUGUCAACUGUAUAAUGAAUAAUGACAUCGUCAACAAUAAUCAUGAUAUCAAUGGUGACAAUAUAAUUUACUACAAUCAUGUUGAAAAUGAAGCAGUUGAUGUACCGAUAAAAGAAUGUAAAUCAUCUGAUUUAAACCCAUCAGUUAUUCAUAAUUAUGAAAAAUUUGAAGAAUCUUUAACAUCUGAGUCAGUUCCACCAUUAAAUUUGCUCUCUGAAGAGAGCAGUAUUAUUGAAGCUACUGAAUCAUGUAAAAAAGCAUUUAAUAUUGACUUGAGAGCUGAAAGUAUGACAUCUAAUUCAUCAGAAAAUUCUCUUGAAGAGUCACGAGGUGAAAUUAUUCCAACUCAAUGGAAUCAAUGUAGUCAAAAGUUAAAGAAAUUACAGUUGGAUAAAAUUAAUCCCAAUAGAUCUACCAAGAGUACUAUGUGUGGAUCGAAUAAUAACUAUCAGUAUGGUGAACCCAUCAUCCUUGGUGAAGAUAUUAUUGGCCAUGAACUAGUUGUUAAAAAUAAGCUAAAAACCAAACUGAAUUUUAUUGCUUCCAACAAAAUGAACAUUCAUCAAGGAGGUGUUAAAAGUUGUCCCGUAACAUACGGUCAACUUCAUAAGGUGAAAUCACAAUAUAAUUCUGGAUCAGCAAAAUGUUUAACAAAUAAUCAAUUUCUACUUAGUCCAAAUUUGAAAAUUACCAAACGUCAUAGAGAAUAUUUUCAGUCGGAUCCUGUUUUAUGCUCUAAUAGACAAUUAAUAAAUAAUAAAGAAAACUAUAUAAAUGAAUCACAAUGGAAUGGGAAUAAUCUGUCACAAUUAACAUCAUCACCAUCAAUAUUAUCAUCACCAACAUCUUAUAAACAAAUAACACCUAAAAUAAAUCAACCACUUUUUCCAGCUUGGUCUGCAUAUUCAAAUAAAUUAUACACAUUACGCAAUACAAAAAACAGUCCUGUAAGAGAAAAUGACGCAGUAAAUCAACCUAUUGAAUCUUACUGGGAAAUCCAACCAACUUACAGUUCAUAUGAACAAUUAAAUGGAUAUAGUCUAAGUGGCAAUACUCAAAUAGAAAGUAGUAGAAAAGAGAUCAGUUACAAUUCCUACCCAACUUCAGCAUCUGGUGUAUUUCGAAUGGGUAUAUUGCAGCAGGCAGAACUAGCUAAAGCUCAUAAGCAAUUUUGUCACAAGUAUUAUUCAUCACCUCCCAUGGAACUGGAAACCAAAACACGUUUGCACACAUUAUGUUCACCAAACGUAAAUACUCACAAAACCGCGCAACCAUGUUUCAACAACAGUAACAGUAAUUCACUUACUUCAGGAAACUCUAGCCAGCGGAAACCUUUAAUGCUAUCACAACAACGAUAUACACUCAAAGACUAUAGUUUAUUGCCAUCAAUCAACUCAAAAUCACGUGGAUUAGGUCCUGAUAUAGAUAAUGAAGAGUAUCGUCAGAAGCUUGCUCGAAAACUCCGACAAAAUGUUUAUGCAGAGCACAUAAGAAAGUGUAAAGAAAAAUCUAAUGCUAGAGUUUUACACUCAGAAAACAAUAUUAUUGGUUGUACUGAUUCUCAUAAUGAAACUUCGAAUUCCUCACCUGGUGACAAAAAUUACAGUAAUAAAGAAAAUGAAGAAAAGUUUGAACCAGAUGCUAACAAAUGUUCAAAUCCAAAUCUAACCCAAGCUACACAAAACAAAUCUGAAAAUCUAAGUGAUGAUAAGUCGAAAGAUAAACACAAUACUUUGCUUUGUUCACCGCACCAAAUAUCUUUAUCAAGUCAUCAAACUUUUAAAAAUGGUACAAAUCUGGAAUCUAAAACUGGGACUGCGAGAAAUCCACCAGAAAUAUCAAAAGAGGAGAUGAAUAAGCAAAAGGCAGCAGAAAAACGUUUAGCUAUGUUAAAUUAUGCAAAACAUGUUACUCAAGUUUAUUCAAACCAUCGUCGAAUUCACACAAAUAAACAGAAACAGGAAAAUGAUAGGAAUUUGAAAAAGUCUAAUGAUUACAAAUUAUGGUCAAAAUCUGAUGCAGAACUAUUAGAAAUGUUACGUAGACAUGAUGAAGAUAGGAAGCGUUUUGAAGAGAUUCAAAAGACUUUAAGAGUCAAGAUAUGAAUUUUUUUAUAGAUUUUGUAAUUUUAUUCUUUUCUUUCUUCUUCGAAAUAAUUUGUCUUUCAUAUUUUAGAAAUUAUGUAUGAAUUCUAAUUUAUAAUUUCCUAUUUGUUUAGGUUAGUGAAUUGAUUUUUCUGUAAGAAAAAUAAACAAUAUUACGUAAUUCAACAAUAAUGACAAUGAUUGUAAUGUAUAUUAAAAUCUUUUUAUAAUUAAAAGAAAAUACUUUGAUGCAACGAAAGAGACCCAUUGUGUCAUUGAAGAAGAAAGAGGGCCAUUCAGUGAAGAAUAUUUGCCUUUCGACGAUUUUAUUUAUUUAAGAUGUAC
Molecule: messenger RNA, 2562 nt
Organism: Schistosoma haematobium
Lineage: Eukaryota; Metazoa; Platyhelminthes; Trematoda; Strigeidida; Schistosomatidae
Exons: 10
Coding region: 43-2238 (731 amino acids)
Source: RefSeq, a predicted model, not a curated record